Messenger RNA from Candida tropicalis MYA-3404, 645 nucleotides. Its product is annotated as ureidoglycolate hydrolase. Gene Ontology annotation, biological process: allantoin catabolic process. The record is from RefSeq and is a predicted model, not a curated record. Gene Ontology annotation, molecular function: ureidoglycolate lyase activity; ureidoglycolate hydrolase activity. NCBI's taxonomy places the organism in Eukaryota, Fungi, Ascomycota, Pichiomycetes, Serinales, Debaryomycetaceae. The coding region runs from base 1 to 645 and encodes 214 amino acids. The transcript has a single exon.
AUGCCAUUGAAGACAUUUAACGUUGAGAAUAUUUCAGAAAUAAUUGCAGAACAACUAACUCCAGAAUCAUUUCUGCCAUAUGGGGGAGUCAUUAGUGCUGACCAUCAAAUAAAAAAUGUCCAAAGUUCACAAGCCAAUUAUGGCACCGCUAUUAAGAUUCAUAAAGUAGCACCUAUUAUUAACAAUUACAAGAAUUGUCCCAGUGGUGAGAAAGAAACAGCGAAUUGGAAUAUUUUCAGAUGCACUGCUCCAAAGCAUUUAAUUAAACAUAGUAGUACCAAGUCAACAUACACAUCCAAGGUGUUAGAAAGACAUCCAUAUUCCACACAAACGUUCUUGCCUUUAGGUCAGGAUUUGCAUAAAAUAUCAUAUUUGGUUAUAGUUGCUAAAACAGAUACUUCAACAAAAGACAAAUUACCAGAUCCAUCACUGGUCAAAGCAUUUAUUUGCAAAGGAAAUCAAUCUAUUACGUAUGGAGUGGGAACUUGGCAUGCACCAAUGGUUGUUAUUGAUGAAGACAUCCCAUAUAUCGACUUUGCGGUUUUUAUACACGAAAAUGGGGUAGUGGAAGAGGAUGUACAAGAGUGUUACUUUGAUCCUGGUUAUCAAAUAGUGUACAAAAAAGUUACCACAGCAAAGUUGUAA